AUGGCUAUUUCAAAGAGUGUAAAUAACAAGAAGCAGCACUGUUACAUCUCUGUACCUUCGGAGAUCAUAAACUCUCUAUCGUCUACUUCUCUUCAGUCUCUGGUUGUUUCUCCCAAGAAGGCAGCUGCUGCUUCCAGGACUAUUGUAUUUUCAAGAGCAAGGAUCCUUAAGAACCCCAGGAUUUGGUUUUUGUUGCUUUUUUUAUGUGGGUUUUUUGGUAUGUUGAAGAUGUGGUAUAAUUUUGAUCCUUUUUCGCCCUAUCCAUGUGGGAAUAUUGAAAAAAGGGACGAUUCGAGCUUAAUCUCCGAUGGGUUUUUAAGUUCGGUGGUCAAACUUGAAGAAAAAGUUGAGGAAAAGAGUGAUUUCUGGGAACAGCCGGAUGGGCUUGGGUAUAAGCCUUGUUUGGAUUUCAGUGCUGAGUAUAAGAAAACAAGUGUUGAGAUUUUGAAAGACCGCACGAAAUAUUUGGUGGUGGUCGUUUCCGGUGGUAUGAAUCAGCAAAGGAAUCAGAUUGUUGAUGCUGUUGUGAUUGCCAGGAUCCUUGGUGCUACACUUGUCGUACCAAUCUUACAAGUCAACGUUAUUUGGGGAGAUGAAAGUGAAUUCUCUGAUAUAUUUGAUGUUGAACACUUCAAGAGAACUCUAGCAGAUGAUGUUAGAAUAAUUUCAUCGUUGCCAUCGAACCAUUUGAUGUCGAGGCCAGUAGAGGAAAAACACACCCCACUUCAUGUUUCUCCUCAAUGGAUUCGCUCUCGAUACCUCAAAAGGAUGAGGCGAGAAGGGGUUCUACUUCUUCGAGGUCUAGAUUCAAGGCUUUCUAAAGAUCUUCCUUCUGACCUCCAAAAGCUUCGAUGCAAGGUUGCGUUUCAUGCAUUGAGGUUUGCAUCACCAAUCUUUGAACUGGGAAAUAAGCUUACGGAGAGGAUGAGAAGCAAAGGGCCUUAUCUUGCUCUUCAUCUUAGAAUGGAGAAGGAUGUUUGGGUGAGAACAGGAUGUCUGCCGGGGUUGAGCUCAAAGUAUGAUGAGAUAAUCCGCAAUGAAAGAAAGCUUCGCCCUGAGCUCCUAACUUCAAGAUCCAACAUGACUUCCCACGACCGAAAGCUCGCUGGUCUCUGUCCUUUAAAUGCCGUGGAGGUUACACGGCUCUUGAAAGCUCUACGAGCUCCCAAGAACGCACGGAUCUUUUGGGCGGGAGGAAAUCCAUUAGGCGGCAAAGAAGCAUUGGUACCAUUAACGAAAGAAUACCCACAUUUCUACAACAAAGAAGAUCUCGCCUUACCCGGAGAGCUAGAGCCAUUCGCUAACAAAGCUUCCAUCAUGGCUGCUCUUGACUACAUUGUUUCUGAAAACAGUGACGUCUUCAUGCCCUCUCAUGGCGGAAACAUGGGCCAUGCUAUCCAAGGACACAGAGCGUAUGCAGGGCAUAAAAAGACGAUUACCCCCAACAAGAGACAAAUGUUGUCGUAUUUCUUGAACCCGUCACUUCCUGAAGCGGAAUUCAACAGGAUUAUCUUUGAUCUGCACCGUGAUUCCAUGGGGCAGCCGGCAAUCAGAACUAGCAAAGCAGGACGUGAUGUUACAAAGUAUCCGAUACCCGAAUGUAUGCGGAACAAUUCAAUGGUUCAACAAUCAUUAUGA
This is a messenger RNA of Cynara cardunculus var. scolymus (artichoke), 1638 nucleotides long. Its product is annotated as O-fucosyltransferase 20. NCBI's taxonomy places the organism in Eukaryota, Viridiplantae, Streptophyta, Magnoliopsida, Asterales, Asteraceae. The transcript has 5 exons. Bases 1 to 1638 code for a protein of 545 amino acids. Gene Ontology annotation, cellular component: cytoplasm. The record is from RefSeq and is a predicted model, not a curated record.